AUCCCCAACCCAUUUCUCAUCAUCCUCUUCCAUUUUCUUCUAUUUUCUUCGGUUAUUGACAAGUUUGUAUAAUGAGGAAGCCUUGCUGUGAUAAGCUAGACACAAAUAAAGGAGCAUGGUCCAAGCAAGAAGACCAGAAGCUCAUGGAUUACAUUCGGAAAAAUGGUGAAGGUUGCUGGCGUACCCUCCCUCAAGCUGCAGGGCUCCUUCGCUGUGGCAAAAGUUGUAGGCUGAGAUGGAUAAAUUAUUUACGUCCAGACCUUAAAAGAGGAAACUUUGCUGAAGAUGAAGAAGAUCUUAUCAUUAAGCUUCAUGCACUCCUAGGCAACAGGUGGUCACUUAUAGCUGGGAGAUUGCCAGGGCGUACAGAUAACGAAGUAAAGAACUAUUGGAACUCUCACCUAAGAAGAAAGUUGAUGAACAUGGGUAUUGAUCCAAAUAAUCAUCGGUUGAACCACAUUAAUGUCUCUCGCCCUCAAACCUCGAAUGCCUCCGCUGGUGCAAUGUCUUCUGGUUUAAAAACUCAUGCCAAUCAUCAAUCAGAGAAAUCCCAAGUUGAAAAUUGUGAUCAAGUUUCAGAUGCUGGAAGUUGCUUAGAAGAUGAUUCUUGUGGCUUGCCUGAUUUGAACCUUGAUUUGAUGAUAACUAUGCCUUCUUUGAAUUCACUUGCUGAUGUGGAAGAGGAGCAAAAACUUGUUGAGUCUAAUACAUCAAGCGAACUAGAAUUCACUCAUUCUCCCACGCUUGUUCUAUUUAGAUAAUCAAUUUGUGAAGAAAUUCAACAAGAUUUUCAUCUGUAUUAGGAACUCAUUUUAAUGGUAAGUCUUAAAUUUUUUGAAAGAGAUAAUAAGGAGUGCAAGGAUUUGCGGAAAUUAAGGCAAAGAGUGUUGCGAAAUGAACAAAGGAGAGGCAUCCCCAGGAGUCACUGUCCGUCCCUAGUUUUUAGUUUACAGGCCCAUGAGGUCGUGCACAUUGGGCACAAAGAUCGUAUGUCUGAUUACCUAGAGAGAUUAUUUUCUUGUAAAUUUGACCAUUCAUUGUCGAGAUAUAUAUAUAGUGUCCAUUGUCUCA
Messenger RNA from Quercus robur (English oak), 1071 nucleotides. RefSeq names its product myb-related protein 308-like. Lineage: Eukaryota; Viridiplantae; Streptophyta; Magnoliopsida; Fagales; Fagaceae. The record is from RefSeq and is a predicted model, not a curated record. The coding region runs from base 72 to 761 and encodes 229 amino acids. The transcript has 3 exons.